Meriones unguiculatus (Mongolian gerbil) is the source of this 3044-nucleotide messenger RNA. RefSeq names its product RNA polymerase III subunit G (gene Polr3g). The record is from RefSeq and is a predicted model, not a curated record. NCBI's taxonomy places the organism in Eukaryota, Metazoa, Chordata, Mammalia, Rodentia, Muridae. Gene Ontology annotation, cellular component: RNA polymerase III complex. Gene Ontology annotation, biological process: transcription by RNA polymerase III; cell population proliferation. The coding region runs from base 174 to 842 and encodes 222 amino acids. The transcript is spliced from 8 exons.
UGCGCGCGGCUCCCGCGGUGCGAUCCGCCGCUCCUCGCUGGCACCGCCGCCUGCACUGCUGCCUCGUCGGCUACACAGUGUGCACAAGCCUCGAGACUUUGGGAGCAGGUCACCGGAGGCUCUCCCGGACUGGGCUGGAGCAUUGGUCCACACUUGUGUUAUAACUGCUUCCGAUGGCUGGCAAUAAAGGAAGAGGGCGUGCUGCCUACACCUUUAAUAUCGAAGCUGUUGGCUUCAGCAGAGGGGAGAAGUUGCCGGAUGUUGUGUUGAAGCCACCACCACUGUUUCCUGUUAUAGAUUACAAACCAGUGCCCCUGAAAACAGGAGAAGAUGAGGAUUAUAUGCUGGCCUUGAAGCAGGAGUUGAGAGAAACAGUGAAAAGAAUGCCAUAUUUUAUUGAGCCCCCUGAAGAAAAACAAGAUGAUAUUGAAAGGUAUAGUAGAAGAUAUAUGAAGGUAUACAAAGAAGAAUGGGUUCCAGACUGGAGAAGACUUCCAAGAGAGAUGAUGCCAAGGAAAAAAUGCAAAAAAGUGGAUCCAAAAUCCAGAAUGGCCAAAGCCGUAGACAAAGGUGCUUCACUUGCUAAUUCUGCGGAUGUGUUGAAAAAGAUUGAGGAAUUGGAAAAGAGAGGUGAUGGUGAGAAAUCCGAUGAAGAAAAUGAAGACAAAGAAGGAAGCAAAGAGAAAAAUAAAGAUGAUGAUGAAGAUGACGAUGAUGCAGAGCAGGAGGAGUAUGAUGAAGAGGAGCAAGAGGAGGAAAAUGACUACAUUAACUCCUACUUCGAUGAUGGAGACGAUUUUGGUGCAGACAGUGAUGACAACAUGGACGAAGCAACCUACUAGCCAUGGAAUUUCUCAAAUGCUUUAUGGAUACAGCUUCAAGCAUUUGGAUAGACUUUAUUUCUGAUAAGGCCUAAGUCCAUAUUUUGUGUUGUUCAGUGUUUUGUUUGGCAAAUUCAUAUCAAACUCUUCAAAACCAUUUUGCUUUUACACAUGACAUGACCUCUGCCAUGCCUCUGAUUCUGUAGUGGAGUUGUGGGGUUCUUUGGAUCUUGUUUUGUCUGGAUUUGAAUGUUUCUGAAGAGUCCUAGCAUCCUGUACACUGUGUGUUCAUACUUGAAAAGGGUCACUCUUGCUCAGCUGCUGACCUGUGGGAAAGCUGUUACUAGUCUAGUGGACUUCCACUAAUACUGCACGUGGAGCACUUUAAAAACAAACUGGAAAAUGAUUCCCCUCACCUGCUAUGUUCUAGUUUAUCACACUGUGACUGUAUAAACUUACCUGAGUUCUUAACAAGUUCAGACUUAGGACAUAUGAGUUUUAAUGGUAGGAAAGAAACAUGAACACAGCAAAAAAUAGUGACCUGGAUGAAAUAAAUUUCAGUUUACAUCUCAGCCAAAACAAAAGCUUUCAUGUGGGUGGAAGGUUAUGAAUAUUUGGCCUUGGUGUGUGAGUUAAUGUUUCUACUGUAAUAAGUUUGACAUCUUCAAUUUGUUGAGUUUAUUGGGGGGAAAAAAACCAACCUGAGACAUGCUGUUUAAUUCUGGACUUUAUGCAAGUUGAAAUAAGUCCUGGUUGUGUAAAACUUGUGAUAGAAUGAUGUGUGUGUGUGUGUGUGUGUGUGUGUGUGUGUGUGUGUAUGAAUAUGAUGAAAUGAUUGCCCUCCAAUGUAUUUCACAAGACUCAUAAACUUCAAGCCAAUUAUAUAGUCGUGUAAAAUGAACUCAGGUCAUCUUGAAAUUAUGAUUGAUUCUUCUUGUUUUAACUUACAGGAUGACUACCCUGCAGUUUUAUAUUUUGCAGGAGAAAAAUAUCCACAACACUUCACCUCUGAGGACUUUUAAUAUGCCAAAGAUUUUCAAGAAAAUUCACAGUGUACAUUUUUAAAUUGAUAUAUUAAAAUUAUUGACCUAAAGGAGGAAAAUCAUUUUUUCUCCGCAGGGGAGACUUGUUACUUAUUACCUUCUGUCCAGAACCUGGAGUCCUGCUUCUUCUCAGGAUCAAGAUAACCCGGAAAAUGAGCUUAAGUUUGUGUGCCUUAGUUUCUCCACUUGUAAACAGUUCCCUUUAAAAAUUGUUUAAACACUAGCCAGAAUUUACCAAAUAUGCAGUCUUUUACCUUAAAGAAACAAUCAUGUCUUAACUUUGAUUUUUGCUUUGUAAGCAGCUGUACUGUGGAAAGUGAAAUAGUUGUGAGAAACACUGUCUUGUUAUAAUCCGAUUUCCCAGUCCUGUACCUGUGUUAGAAAUCAUAGUUUCUACAGUCUGAAAAGAUUCCAGCAUUUCAUUCUCAGGAGAAGGAUCCCUUUCAGUAGCAAUACUUAUAAUGUUUCCAGAUGGCUGUGAGGGCCCACCUUGUCAGUAUAGUGCUGUGGUGAACACACGUGACUUUAAUCCAGUUCCCAGGAGCUGAUAAAAAUGUUUUAAGAUUCCGAACAGAAACAUGAAGUCUUUAAAGCUUCAGUGUGUUCAGAAAUUUACAAGAAGUUUGUAGUAAUGAAGGCAAAUUGUGUUAUUUGGAAAUAAUAGGUCCUAUGUUUUCUUACAUUUGGUACCAGAGCCAAAUAACAUGUAAGUCAUAAACAGUUUAUUUCAUAGUUCUGUCUCCUUCCCUUGUUACAGAUGUGCAGAUAACUGUUCAGAUCGGGGACAGGCAUUGGCAAUAACUUCUUCCCUAGUUUCCAGGGUGUCUUCACUCUCGUGUUCCUGCCAACGGGAGGGAAGAUGCUUUCCAACAUUCUUUAUUCUGGGAUUCCCAUCCCUGUGAAAGAUAAGUUUACAACUUUAAACAUUAAUUUUGAGAAAGGAUAGAAUUUUUCGGGCAGCUUGACAAGCAUAAGUCAUGUUUUCUUUACUGCUGAGACUAUGAAAUUGCUUUGUAGAGACACCUUCUUAAAGGUUAAAUAAGCGUACUUACUGGGACUAGUUGGUGAAAUGUCUUUAACAUUAUGCUACCAAAUAAAACUAAUUGGUACAAUGAUGAUUUUUCUGUAUUUGUUUACACAUGUAAAGUUUAAAAAAAUAAAAUUUUGGCCUUAAUACCAA